AUGCCAGGUCUAAAGAAGAAGAGAACUGCUACGGAGGAUGUACCAAGUCAGUCUAAAACAAGAUCCAUUCUACACCUCAUGCGAUCAGAAAAGAGUAGCAUCAAACACACUAUCGCAAAACCGGGUGGAAAGAAACUACAUCGCAACAACGAUUCCAACAACGAUUCCAUACCUGACUCAAACCAUCACAAGCUCGAUAAAGAUCCAUCCGUUGCAUUAUUAGAUGUCAUAAAAGCUGAUUUGGCAAAAGAACAAUCCCAUAUGGACUCUCUAAACAAGUCGGACGGUGACUUGGUGUUGAAAGCAGCUACAGCAGAAGAUAGCAGUGAUGACGAUAUGGCUGAUACACAAAGCGCCAUUGAUGACGAUCAUGCUGAUAUGCUUGGUGGUGUUGAAGCAGAGUCACCAGCAGAUGCUGAUGGAAAGCUGCCACCUAGAAAAAAAAAGAGGACGACGCAUAUCAAACCUCCAACCCACGACGAGAUACAACAACUGAAGGAUACCUCAGAGUUGUUCAAGUCGAAUCUGUUCAAGUUGCAGCUUGAAGAGAUGCUCUCUGAGGUCCGAGUCAAAUACACACGCAUGACGACUCUGGAUGGCAUGUUGCAUAAAUUGAAGAACUUCUUUGAUACUUUGGAGCCUCGUGAUGAAGUUUCUUUGGAAGAAGCUCAAUCUACAUUAGCUUCAGAAGGUGUCAGCAUCCCAUUCCCGUCACCUGCACCUCCAGGAGACAUCAAAUGCAGCUUUGCAUUCCAACGGCCAAGUAAAGUCUCCAUUAUUGGAAGUUACUUGUUAAAGACUAUUUCUAAGAGUAAACACGCUCAGAGUGUGGAUAUGGCUGUUCAAAUGCCUGAUGAAAUAUUUGGAGAACGAGAUCACAUCAACCAUCGAUACUUCUAUAAGAGAGCCUACUACUUGGCUGUGAUUGCUUCCGAGCUGAACAAGCAGAAGAAGGGAUUGGGAAUAGAAUUGACAUAUCAAGUAUUAGAUUCAUGUCGCUCGGCAUUGGUUAUUUCCUUUUCUGAUGUAUCAGAAACAGACACAUCCUCGUCCUUCCAGAUUCGUAUCCUACCAUGCAUAUCGCCAUCCCUCUUCCCAGCGUCACGUCUCGCUCCAUCACGAAACUCGGUGCGAUCACCAACGUCGCCACCAACUCCCAAAUAUAACACAUCAAUCCUCUCCGAAUCAUCAUAUAUUUCACAUCUGAACUAUAUGUACACCGCCAUUCAAGGAACUCCAGCCCUGAUGGACGCUUCCAUCCUCGUCAAAGUAUGGUUGCGUCAACGAGGACUUGGUGAUUAUGGAUUUCUGUGCUCUGUAUUGAUGGCAUGGCUUGUAAAGACUGGCCCUAGUGGGAAGGGUGUUGGAGGUGGAAGUUUGAGUUCCUAUCAGAUUCUGAAGUUGGUUAUGCAGUUCAUGGCUUCCAAUGAGUUUGUACAGAAGUCUUGGUUUCUGACUUCUAAUGCUAAGCCACUGUCGACUCCUGACUUUUCGGAAGCAACAUUUGAGCAACACUUUGAAGUGGUCAUCGUUGAUCCAUCAGGUCGCCUGAAUCUAGCCGCUCAAGUAUCAAAACACGGUUUAUUGCAAUUGCAUCAUGAAGCGAAACUCGCUAUUAUGCUAUUCAAUAAUUCUACUGAGGACAAGUUUGAGGCUCUGUUCUUAAGGAAUGUAGAAGAAGGAAUGCUCAAGUUUGAUAUGCUUGCUACGAUUACAACACCAGCUACUCAGCUACCUAUACCACGACUAGACGAUGGUACUGAUGUACAUUCUCAACACGAUUACUUAAUAUCACGACUACCAGAAGUUCUAAGUCAAGCACUUGGAUCUCGCCUCCAACUCGUGACUGUCAGAUCACCUCCGUUACAACCAACACCGAUAAAUAUCUCUACUUCACAUAAUAAGCAAGAACGACAGCUUCAAAUCGGAAUGUUAAUAGACGCAGAAGAAUCCAUGAAGGCCGUUAAAAUGGGUCCAGAUGCCAACGAUCACGAUGCAUCGAAAGCUUUCUGUCAACUGUGGGGUGAAAAGGCUGAAGUACGACGAUUCCGUGACGGCAGCAUAAAGUACUCGGUCGUUUUUGAAGCUGAUGAGUCAACUGGACGUUCAGGCAUCUUGCCGCGAAUGAUCCAGUACUUGAUUAAGAGACAUGUUGGAGUCACUGCUACGAUAUGGGGUACACAAUUAGAUGUUAUGCUGAGCAGCAUACAUGAAUUAAGGCCGAGUAGUUUUACACCAGUGAUGGAAGCUUUAGCAUCGUUGGGUAAAGCACUACGAGAGAUGGAUGAUUUGCCACUGUCUGUCACGUCAUUGAUACCCAUAUCUUCUGAAUUGACGUAUACUUCUGUAUUUAUCCCGACGUCGUCUUCUCCGUCGUACAAUUCACCUAUGGAAGUCAUAGUCCAACUUGAAUCCUCGAAUCGAUGGCCAGACGAUUUACAGGCCAUACAUAAAUUCAAGGUAGCAUUCUUGAUCAAGAUGAUUGAGCUAUUAGCUCAAGUCAUGCCUGGAGUAACUGCCAAAGUAGCUGCCCCAGACUCUAAUGAAAUGAAAGAAGGAUGGGCAGACGUGACAAUACCCUCUGGAUUUGCUUUUAGAUUAUUUAUACAAAAUGAACGUGAAUUUGUCGUACUUGAACGACAGUUAUCUAAUGUCGCACUUGAUAUCAAGCAACGGGAUGUGCUCACACGAGCUAAAACACAGUAUGAACAUCUAUACAUCCGUAAACCACGCCACGCAGCACUCAUAUCCAACAUUGCCACUCGGUUCCCAUCGUAUUCAUCUAUAACUCGCCUCGUAAAGAGAUGGGUCUCAUCACACCUUCUGUCUCGCUUCAUAUCCGAUGAAGUCCUCGAAGUAAUAUGUGCUAAAGUCGUAACUGACUCACAACGUGGUGCGAUGUGGACAUCACCCUCGUUACAUCUUGUGGGAAUGAUGAGAGUGUUGUAUUUGUUGGCUACACAUUCAUGGAGCACGGACGCGUUAUUGGUGGAAUUGUCAGUCGGUGGUGUUACGGCUGAGGUUAUUAAUAAGGUGUCGGAAGCUUUUAAGAUGAGAGGUAGUGGGAAGGAUAUGUUUGUCGCGAGUGAAGAAGACGUAGAGGGCACUUGGUUCAAGACCCCUAAUGGACUUAUACUGAAUCGGCUGAGAGCGUUGGCUGCUGCAGCAGUCAAAGUAUGGAGCUCUUGUGUUUCUGGUGGUUGCGGUGAAGAUGAUUUGCUGAAACUGUUUGUUACACCAACUACCGGUUACGACUUCAUAAUCCGAUUAAACCCAACAAUACUGCCACGAUACCGUCAGAACCUCACAUGUGAUGCCUCGCUCCUCCCGAAAGCUAGACAGCAAUACAAGAAUUUGAGAGUGUUGCAGGAUGCUCAGGAAGACGAUUGGGAUCCUGCUGAGAGAUAUGUGCAGGAGCUAGAGGAAUCAUAUCAAGACCUGGCACUAUUCUUCCAUGAUCGAUAUGGUGGUGAUGCUGUUGGAGUACUUUUCAAUCCAAUGGCAAUCGCGUUUUCUGGCUCAUUUAAAGUCAAUACGCCAUAUGCGUUUACGCCAAAUGUCACGAUGUCUGAUGACAAGUCAAAGAAGAAUGCAAUAUCGCCCAACUACCUCUCCAUGGCGUCUGAAAUGCAGAGGCGGGGGAAUGGAUUGGUUGGAUAUAUCGAUUAUCGCAAAGCUACAACCUCAUAA
Messenger RNA from Synchytrium microbalum, 3690 nucleotides. RefSeq lists its product as uncharacterized. NCBI's taxonomy places the organism in Eukaryota, Fungi, Chytridiomycota, Chytridiomycetes, Synchytriales, Synchytriaceae. The record is from RefSeq and is a predicted model, not a curated record. Gene Ontology annotation, biological process: rRNA processing; tRNA export from nucleus. The transcript has 12 exons. Bases 1 to 3690 code for a protein of 1229 amino acids. Gene Ontology annotation, cellular component: small-subunit processome; CURI complex; UTP-C complex.